Messenger RNA from Silurus meridionalis, 3390 nucleotides. It is a transcript of the gene tub, whose product is annotated as TUB bipartite transcription factor. The coding region runs from base 242 to 1759 and encodes 505 amino acids. The transcript has 13 exons. Gene Ontology annotation, cellular component: cilium. Gene Ontology annotation, biological process: protein localization to cilium. NCBI's taxonomy places the organism in Eukaryota, Metazoa, Chordata, Actinopteri, Siluriformes, Siluridae. The record is from RefSeq and is a predicted model, not a curated record.
GAGAAAGACAGACGAUCAGAGAAGAGAGAGAUCAGCACACACAGAAUGAGAAGCGACGAAGCGAGAGCUGAGCUCCGUCUGCAGAACAACAGAGCCUGAAGAUUAGCCUCAGAGCCGCAGGAAAUAUUCAGACAAUGCUCAUCCGUCUCGCUCUCCGAAUCCUCCGCUGUCGUGCAUCGCUCUGCCUCAGCACUCCCCAGCCCUCGUUUCAUCCGGCGACUCCUCCACAGCAGAGUGAGAUAUGAGCUCCAAACAUUCAGCGGACUGGAUACCGUACAGCACCCUGGAUGAUGAGUGCAGUAACCUUCGACAGCAGAAGCUGGACAGACAGCGAGCUCUCUUAGAGCAGAAGCAAAAAAAGAAGCGUCAGGAGCCCCUGAUGGUGCAAUCCAACCUGGACGGUCGCUCUCGAACCCGCCGGACGCGGCAGUGCGAGGAGCAGGCACCGCUAGUCGAGUCCUAUCUUAGCAGCAACAGCAGCACCAUCUACCAAGUACAAGAGGCUGAGCAGGAGGAGGACAAGGCCGUAGUGGAAGUUCAGGUUCCUCGCUCGGCUAAAAAAUCCAAGCCGCUCACGUCGACUCCACAAACGGGCAGCGCCAAGAAGGAGAAAAAGGGCAAGCACAAAGGGACUCAUGGAUCAGCGACAUUCCAGGAUGAAGCCCAGGAUUUGAGCAGCCAGAUCCAGAUUCUCACAGUGGGACAUUCUGCAGGACAUGACAGUGACACUGAGCUCCAGAGCAAAGGCGUUUCUCAUGCACACAGCAAACAGGACCUGCGGGUCACAAUGCUGAAGAAAGGAAUCUCCAGCAGCAUGAAUUUUGAUGAGGAAGAAGAUGAUGAUGAGGAGGACGAAGUGAGCUCCAGUUCUUCUCAACUCAACAGCAACACCAGACCUGGCUCGGCCACCAGCAAAAAAUCCAGCAAGGAAGCGGCUUCAGCAUCAACGCCGGUCACCAACGAGCCGUCCAUCGAUGUGGGCGAUCUCGAGGAGUUCACCUUGAGGCCGGCACCCCAGGGAGUGACCAUCAAAUGCAGGAUCACGCGGGAUAAAAAAGGAAUGGACCGGGGCAUGUACCCCACCUACUACCUCCAUCUCGAAAGAGAAGACGGCAAAAAGAUGUUUCUUUUAGCUGGAAGAAAAAGAAAGAAGAGCAAAACUUCCAACUACCUGAUCUCCAUUGACCCCACUGACCUGUCGAGAGGCGGCGAGAGCUUCAUCGGGAAACUCAGGUCGAACCUCAUGGGUACGAAGUUUACUGUGUACGACAGCGGGACGAACCCUGUGAAGAGCACGUCCACUUUGGAGGCCAGCAACCUGCGUCAGGAGCUAGCAGCUAUCUGCUACGAGACGAACGUUUUGGGGUUUAAAGGUCCUCGGAAAAUGAGCGUCAUUAUCCCGGGGAUGAACAUGGAUCAUGAAAGAGUCUGCAUAAGACCUCGUAAUUCACAUGAGCAUGAAACCUUGUUGGCUCGCUGGCAGAAUAAGAGCACGGAGAGCGUGAUCGAGCUCCACAAUAAGACACCGGUGUGGAACGAUGACACUCAGUCGUAUGUGCUGAACUUCCACGGCAGAGUCACUCAGGCCUCUGUGAAGAAUUUCCAGAUCAUUCACGAUAACGACCCGGACUAUAUCGUGAUGCAGUUUGGCCGAGUGGCUGAGGACAUUUUCACUAUGGACUAUAACUACCCCAUGUGUGCGCUUCAGGCUUUCGCUAUCGCUUUGUCCAGCUUUGACAGCAAACUAGCCUGUGAGUAACACAGGAGGACAUGCUAGCAGGGGUGAGCCAGAGGGACGUGUGAGAGGACGGAUUAGGGGACAUUCUGAUUUCCUAAGAAGGACUUCAGUGACCGGGACAAGUCCUAAAUUAAAUGGAUCCUCUGUAUAUGGGAGCGCACAGAAGUUUGGACUGUACACACAGCAGACCAACGAACGCUUCUUUCUGCUUUUCCGGGACAACGGCGAAGGAAAAAGCACAAAGUCUGACACACACCGUCUGAAUUUUAUCCAUGUUGCAAUUUCAAGUCGAAUGAAUUAUUGUGUAACUUUGCUGCUGCAGCAAAUGCGUUUGUAUUAGCGGUGAAAUCUCAUCGUCAGUCUCAUCGCUGGAUUAACUGCAGUUGUCUGAGUAACGCUAACGCUGAACACGCUAACAUCACUGCUGAUCGCUUCCUAACCAUCCUAAUACCACUUUAUACUCUCAUUUUCAUCGGCUAAUGUUGGACUUCAAAUUUUGUACAGUAAUAUUAAAAGUGUGUGUGUGUGUGUGUGUGUGUGUGUGUGUGUGUGUGUGUGUGUGUGUGUGCGUGUGUUAAUGACUAACUUCAAUCACGUAACAAGUCUUUGUGACGCUUUCUGAAGCUUCAUGCCGUCUGAAGUGUUUUGUAUUUCUAUUUUAUUUAUGUAUUUAUAGAUCGUUCUGCUGUGAUUUUAUUUAACACCACAUUAGCACUCAAGACUCAGUACUGACAACUUACACAUGAAAACUCAACACUCAAUACUCAACACUAAGAACUCAAUACUCAAUACUUGAAACUGAAAACUUAACACUCCACACUGACAACUCAACACGCAAAUCUCAACACUGACAAUUCAACACUCAACUCUCAACAUGAUCAUCUCAACACUCAACACUGGCAUGUCAACACUCAAAAUACAACACUCAACACAAACAAACUUAACACUCAGUACUUAACACUGACAACUGACCAAUGACAAAAAAAAUACAGAAAGAUCAAUACCUCAACAGUGAAAACAAAAUUAAUAAACACCCACUAAUCAUUGGACAUGCAAUAUUUAAUCAUAAACAAUGUAAAUUCAACACUCAUAAAAUUUAAAACCUAACAAUCAGUCUUUCCCACUGAAAAUGUAACAUCCACUGCUCAACAUUCAACAGGGAAAACACUCAAUACUCAACACUGACAAUUCAACACCCAGUACUGAACACUUAAAACUCAACACCCGAUACACAUCACUGAAAUCUCAACACCCAGUACACAACACCGAAACAACACUAAAUCCUCACAGCAAAAAAUUCAACACUCAGCAGUGAAAACACUCUGUACCCAACACUAAAAACUCAACACAAUACGCACACGCGCACACACACUACAGUAACACUCAGGAUAAAGUUCACUGUUCUGUUAAUUGUUAAGUCCUGGGUCUGUAAAUUCAACAAUGUACAACAAAUUCACAGACCCAGGACUUAACAAUUAAUUAACAGAACAGUGAACUUUAUCUUGAGUGUUACUGUAGUGUGUGUGUGUGUGUGUGUGUGUGUGUGUGUGUGUGUGUGUGUGUGUGUGUGUGUUCUCAAUUCUUGUCAGUGUGUUUUUCAGUGAAAGAAUAAAUUACAACAAACGGAAAAUAAAUUUACUGGAAAAAAUCUU